AUGGCCGAGAACCAGGACUCUUUCCCUCAUUAUUGGGGGAAUCUAACGGGCCACGCGCCGUGCUGCUCGUCCAUGAAAUACGCUCGCCUCGACACGAUCCACAACGCUUGGAACAGUAAAACUCUACAGAAGAAGGUCUGCAAUAGAAUCCUCUCAGUGAGUGACACCAGCACCAAGUCUACGAUCUCCGAUACAAUCGUAGUGACGCAUUCAAUGGGGAAUUUGAUGCUGGCGGGUGCGAUCGCUAACGGUCUGUGUGAGCUGGACUCGAGCUCGACGUGGGUGGGUUUGGCGGGGCCUAUGAAGGGCAGCAUGGCUUCAGACUUUGUCCUAGACUCGUGUGCGGGUAAGACGAACGUUGUGCUGGAGAAGUUUGGGGAAAUCACGGGGAAAUGCCCCGCCAAGAUCUCGAUCAAGUCGCUGGCGUACGAAGGCGAAAGUUACAGCUCCCCAGCGUUGAAUGCGGCGUAUACAGCAGCGCAGAAGGCUUAUAAGGAGAACGUCUACGCCUUGAUGUGCGGGGAGGGCUUCUCCGGCCUGCUGUCGACGUACCAGGCGCAGUUCUGGGUGCUGGGCAAGUUGGUCCCGCACAAGUCGAAGCUACACGACGGCAUGGUGGAGUUCCAGAGCUGCGCCGUCGGAUUCCCCGAGUCGAAGUUUGGAAAGUCGUACCGCGACAGGUUUUACCGGACGAAGCUCAAUCACUUCGAUAUGCAGUUCCUGGCGGGUGACUCACUGCUGAACGAGGCCAAGAUGCCUGUUAAAUGGUUCGAGUGCUUGCUGUAA
Molecule: messenger RNA, 786 nt
Organism: Phytophthora sojae
Lineage: Eukaryota; Oomycota; Peronosporomycetes; Peronosporales; Peronosporaceae
Exons: 1
Coding region: 1-786 (261 amino acids)
Source: RefSeq, a predicted model, not a curated record